AUGGUGCAGAAAAGUGGGACCCAAUUCACGGUAAACGGGCACCCGUUUUACGUGAACGGGUUCAACACGUACUGGCUGAUGGUUUUUUCGGUGGAUGAGUCGACUCGAGUGAAGGUGAGCGAAGUUUUUCAACAGGCUUCGGCUGUGGGGCUCUCUGUUUGCAGGACUUGGGCUUUCAACGAUGGCCAGUGGCGGGCCCUUCAGAAAUCCCCUUCCGUUUAUGACGAACAAGUUUUUAAGGGCUUGGAUUUUGUCAUAAGUGAAGCGAAAAAGUACAAAAUACGGCUCAUAUUGUCCCUAGUCAACAAUUGGGAAGCGUACGGCGGGAAAAAACAGUACGUGAAAUGGGGGAAAGAUGCCGGCCUCAACUUGACCUCCGAUGAUGACUUCUUUUCUCACCCGACUAUUAAGACGUAUUAUAAGAAUCAUGUUAAUGCAAUUUUCGUGCAGACUGUGCUAAACAGAGUUAAUACUAUAACGAACAUAACCUACAAGGAAGACCCAGCCAUUUUCGCAUGGGAACUAAUGAACGAGCCGCGGUGUGAAUCAGAUCCCUCUGGAAAUAAGUUGCAGGGUUGGAUAGAAGAAAUGGCAGUGUAUGUAAAAAGCAUUGAUCCCAAGCAUUUGGUGGAGAUUGGGCUCGAAGGCUUCUAUGGACUUUCGACUCCUAAUAAAGUUCAAUACAACCCAAAUACUUAUGCUCAGCAAGUUGGGACUGACUUCAUCCGCAACCAUCAAGUUCUAGGGGUUGAUUUUGCUUCUGUUCACAUCUAUCCAGAUUCUUGGAUAUCUCAAUCAAUUACGAAAGCGCAUGUUGAAUUCACAAUAUCAUGGAUGCAAGCUCACAUUGAUGAUGCCGAGACGUUCUUGCACAUGCCAGUCGUGUUUUCAGAGUUUGGUGUCUCUAGAAACGACCCUGGUUACAAUUUGACUUACCGGGACAACCUCAUAAGCACAGUGUACAGUACCCUUUUGAACUCUACCAAGAAAGGAGGCGGUGGAGGAGGUAGCUUGUUAUGGCAGGUUUUUCCCGAGGGCACAGAGUAUAUGGAUGAUGGAUAUGCCAUUGUUCUUUCAAAGUCACCUUCGACAUCAAAUAUCAUAUCUGUUCAGUCCAAUAGGUUGAAUAUCUUCAAUUCCGUUUGUUCUUGGAGAUGCCGAUGGGCCUGCAAGAAAAGGCAUGCAUUAGAGAAGUCGGUUUAUGGUGAUGAGCUUUGA
Molecule: messenger RNA, 1218 nt
Organism: Striga hermonthica
Lineage: Eukaryota; Viridiplantae; Streptophyta; Magnoliopsida; Lamiales; Orobanchaceae
Source: the annotation of a GenBank genome assembly